AUGUACGGCAUGUUACUGGAGAGCGUGGAACACUUUCUCAAGGAAAAAUACGGCGAAAAGAGCUGGAAUUUGAUCCGCCUUCAAGCAGGAGUCAAAAACCAUGUAUUCGUUACGCACGAGCGUUACCCGGAUAAUCUCAUGUUGGACAUCGCUCGUGCUGCCUCAGAGGUCGUUGGAAAACAAAUGAACAUGACCCCGGAAGAUUUUAUUCAGUUCUUCGGAGUUUGUUUCGUGAAUUUUUUCAGCAACUAUGGCUACGAUAGAAUUAUACGAGUCAGCGGAAGACAUUUUAGGGAUUUUUUAAGCGGGAUUGAUAACUUGCAUGAACACAUGCGUUUCGCGUACCCAAAGCUACAGUCGCCUUCGUUUUACUGUACUGAAGAAACAAGCUCAGGAUUAGUUUUGCACUACAAGUCUAAACGCAAGGGAUUUGUACGCUAUGUUAUAGGGCAAGUCAUGGAAAUCGCAAGGACGUUUUACGACAUAACGCUUGAGGUUAAAGUGCUCGAAAACCUUUCUUCAGACGCUGGAUGUCACAUUAUAUACCAACUUUACUUCAAUAACUCCGCUUUUAGAAAGCCUCUUAGCGCGGACUUGUUGUCUUUUCGAGAAAGACGUGAACUGUCUUGUGAAACUUUCUUUAAUAUCAUGCCUUUUAGCUUCGUCGUGUCAUCUAACAUGGAAAUUUUAAUGGCUGGAGCAGCUUUACUGUCCACGCUUGGAAACGUCUUGAUUGGCAAUCGCGUAGACGCUGUUUUUUCCUUAAGACGACCACGAAGGGAAUUUUCAUGGGAAAACGUAAGUGCUCUGACUAGAAGGAUACAUCUGCUUGCGGAGUGUGUUAAAAAAAUUAAAUGCUUUUAAAUAUGUAAUUGCCGUCAGUGGAUGAAUAGACACGCUAAUGGUUUUUGUGUCAGUUUGUCAAAGUGCUUGAGCGAGAUUAGUUCUUAAGUAUCCAUUUCUGUGCAAAAUAAAUUUAAAAAAUGGGGAACAAAACUGAAAAUGCAACAGUGAAAACGGCAGCAUUUAUAACCAACGAACACCGCAAUAACAAAAACAUUUUUGUAAAAAAAAUUGGCGGCGCUGUUAAGCUACUCGAAAAUAUUAGUAACUUCACUUGGAGAAGAAAAUGAAAGGUCUGAAUCGAUUGUUUAAAUAAAAUCGUCUAGUUUCAGUCAUCUUGUUUCGGUUCACCCCGCAUGAACAUAAAUUUACCAAAAAAAGAGGAAAUUUUGUUGUCCUUCGCACGUCGUCACGGGAUGUUUUUAUUCGUUUUGGUCGAGAGAAAUGCUUGUCAUCUUUUCGUAGUUAGCUAGACCAUAACAAGAAUAUAAAGGCAUUGCAAGAUGUUUUUAACCAAAAUAUAAACAACUUUGUCAGAUGAAAAAUCUUAUUUUACAAAAUAAUUACAGUCCUUCUCUCUUUUUGUUGGUCGCAAAAGGUAUCCUCAGCGCGUGUAAAGGACAUUGAUUUGACUACAAUUUGCUGUAAUCACAAAAACUGUGCUAAUCAAUAGUGACCUUUAGUAAAUUGUCUAUCUCAAAAAGUAAUAUAUAUAAUUCAAGGGCUUCAGUUCACCGGUUAAAUUACCGCAAGAGAGCCAUUCUUGAUUACGGGAAAGCAUAACACUUUGACAAUUCAAGUUCAUGGGGGCCCUUGCUUUUUUGCUUACUUAAUUAUUUAUUCAUUUAUUUAUUUAUGUUAUUUUUUCAUCAGUCUGAUUUUUCAUCGAAAAACAAGAAAUUGGCUUGGUCUGCGUACGUUCCGUCCAUUAGAUUUUUCUUAAAAAAAACGAAACUUAAACAUUAAGAAAUUAAAUAUAUCAAUUUUCAAUGUCUAAAUUCGAGAACUAGAAAAAUUGAAAUAGACUUUCGGCUUUAAAAAUCAAAAUUUUGCAAAAUUGCCAGUGAGUCUUUAAUUCCAAAAAAGAAAAAGAAAAAUGAAAGUCGUUUUAAAUUUUGACUUUUUUUUUAGCUUGUUAACGAGACAAAACUGUAUGUUUAUUCCCCUCUUGUUUCCGGCUAUUUUGUCAAAAAUUGAUAAAAUACGACCACGGAUAAACAUGCUAUUGCGCAUGAUCAGUACCAAGUGACUGUUUAUUUCUCUCUCGCGUGCAGUCCUUCAGCUAUGCGGUGAGUUGUUAAGCUGUUUCGCCCAGUCGCGACUACCGAGUACAUUUUGAUCGCAUUUAGCUGUUUCAGUAAUCCUAGAAUCUCGUUUUUUCGCCUUAAAGUUCUCUAAUCGACCUGCUUUGAGUGAGCGGGAAGCAAAAUAUGUAAUUUGUUUCUACUUUCUGCUCAAAUUUACUCUUUAUAUUCAAACCACUUGGGGCUGUGACUACAUUUUUAUUCUGAAAACUAUCAUGAGUUGAUUAAGCACAGAAUUCGGACUGACGACCGAGAACAGAAAUUCAUGCAGGUAAUUAAUUUUCUCUUAGCACCAUAAUUGCUAUAUGUUUCGGUUAUGCAAGUUAAAAACAAGUGCGAACAUUCUUCGACAUAACGACAGAACAAAGAACCAAUCCGCAGAGCGUCUUAAAAAGUGUCAGAGUUAGUCUCCUUCAGGCAUUGACAAUUCUUAAUAAGGCGGCUUCAGGGAAGGAUUUUGUUGGUAGAGAUGUUAAUGUUCAUGAAGAUAUUGACGAAUUGCUAUCAGGAAACAGUUUGAAAAUAGCUGUCUUUUACGACAAAACUUUAAGGACCACAAAAUGAUGAAUAAACCAAAAAAACGUCAGACGGUCUACAAAAUGUUUUGAAGCUUUUGUUGACAUCGUCGUCUCUGUUGUCUCAAGGAGAGUCUUCUUCGCCAUCCAUGACGUCAAUGAUUUUUCGUAAAUUUAAAACAGUAGAGUAGAAAUCAAGAAGCCUUUUCCUUGUUCUUCAGCGUGUCUUCCGCCGAAAGACAGUGAGAUUAGUUCAACUAUUAAAAUAAUUUUCUUUGUUUUGUUUUGUUUUCUUUCUGUUUUUUAUUUUAUGUUCAAUAUGUUUAAAGUGUGUAUUGUGGCGCAGUGGAGAGAUCACUCUUUCCUCAGUUCCACUAAUGUGCACUAGGUUUAAAACUUCAAAUCCCGUUGGCCACGACGUGACGUCGACGUCUCUAAAGUCCUGAUUAUUAGCGGGCCUCGAUAGAAAUAAUGUUGCUGUUUGCAUUCAAGAUAGAGAGGCUUAAUUCAAUAGUUUUGCUGAUAACAUGGCAUCCAUCUAAGAGAUUGCUUCCGACCAUCGUAAUCAUUUCGCACGUGGAGGAAAAAUAAUCAUGACAUCGUUGGAAGAGUUUAAAGGAAUAGACACUUUCUUUGUGAGCGAAUGGUUGAGGCAGAAAGGCCUUGAAAAACUCAGCGAGAUAGUUGAAAGCAAAUAAAAGAUGAAAGCUUCGUGUUUUGUGUGAUCAAAGCGACGAUUGAUACGUUGAGGGAACGGUUCCAUCGUCAUUAUGAGAAAAUACUCAUGUUAAGCUCGUGGGUUGUUUGUUUAUCAUUCAAAAUUUUAAAUACCUUCGAAAAUGAGAAAGGUAUUGUUAAAAUUCUCGUUAAUAGUUUUGUCAUUGAUAUUUAUCAGAUCGAUAUGAUCUUUUUUGCAAUAAUUACAACUAGCGGCUCGGGAGCGAAUCGCGAAGGGUGCUUUACGCGUUUUAUUACAUAUUUAUUUUAGAUUAUAACAAAUUUCCUAUUAAUACGACAUUUGCAGCUUAUUUACUGGAAAUAUUGACUCGGUUGCCUACCACCAAGCCGUUCCAUUACAUUUUGAAUUAUUUCGUUCUGUUCGGUGGUUCUCUUUUUAUACCUAGUCUCACAGUCACAUAUUGGCGAGCCGUUUUACUGAAAUUCAUCCUUGCACGAACCGCACUUUAAAGACCCGAAAAAUAGAAAUUGUGCGAUAGCUGUUAAACUGCUCAUCAUAAUGCCAAUGGGCUUUUAAAACUGCAUUCUGUCAAAUAGUAAGCGUCGAUCGAUAAGAGGUAUAUGUACAUUUUGAGCGCUGGUACACGCGCGGCGCUUUGCGCCGCGCGUGGGCGGAGCCCCAUAGCUAAGGAAAUGUGGUAAUCUACCCAUCCCAGAAAAUUUGGCAAUCACGUGACCGUACACCGAGCGAGCGAGCGUGCGACCGUCCGUCUGCACCACAGGCAUACCAUUGUAAAAUAACUCAUACACAAUCAACAGGUAUGGCAACCCAAAUGCAACUCAAGGUUUUAUUUGGAAGGAAAUCGAAUGGCCGCCCGGACGUUUAGAAAGAAAAACCAACAACAAAGUCGUGUCCUUUUCGGCGUUUUUUUUUAUGUUUACACUAACGUGGAUAACAGAGAAACAGCUAGAGCGAGUUAUUGAAAACAAAGGACACGAAUUUCGUAGGGAGAAAAACAUGGAAAUUCAAAGCGGCGGUGAGAAAAUGAGAAAUGCUAGCGGCCAGAAAGGUGAAAAUGAGCGGCGGUGAAAAAUAAAAGCGAACAUGAGCACAGGAAACAAAAUAUUGGGUAAACACAUACUACAAUUCCUCCGUAAAAAUGAUGUGUAACCAGAAAGUUUGACGUUUUAGUCGUACAAAAAAGCGUUGUAGUCGUGCAAAACAACUGCAAGGGAGAGACAAAAAAGCGUGCUGCACGUGCAAAGUUGCUUUUUGCUAAUUAGAUCUAUUAGUCUUGAAGCCAUUUUCAUUGUCGUCCCCGUUUAGCAUUACAUGAUUUAAUAUUUUUUUAUGAGUAUAUUAACCAGAGCUUCGCUUUUAGCCCUCACUAAAUGUAUGUAUUAGGUAUAUCUAUGCUUACGUACGUGCUUACGUAGUAUACCUAGAAACGGUCAUUUGGCUUGCUGUUAAUAUUAGUUUUUCGAUUCAUUACUCACUUGUAUAUUUUGUUUUCCGUAUUUCGUGAACGUGGUGAAACCUGCUUCUUCUCUCUUUAGAUCAAAACUUGGAAUGUAAUUUGCGAGCUUGUUGCGAAAAUUUCCUGUGUAAGGACCUACAGAGUCAAAAAGCCGCUAUUGAGGUCUGUCAAAUCUAUGGACAGAGAUGACUUGACUUCGUCACUUACGCAAUCGACAGAAAGUAAUCUCGAAGCAACCUCAACAACUAACUCACAAAUUUGUAAGUCAAUGAAUUGCAAGAAAAUUUAUCCAGAUAUUAUCGAAGAAUUUGGACACCCCAGCAAAGCAGAAUAUCAAUACAAGCACGUGACUAGACGGAACAGCGCGGAUGUAUCACGGAAUGGAGUGUUAACGUCCAGGUUGCGCGACAAAGAUUAUUCCGCGAAAAUUCUGAAGCACUUACAUUUGAAAGGUCAUGUAAAAUAUCUCAAGAAGGAGGACGUUGUUCUGUUUGUCUGCUCACCUAUGUAAGUAGUGGAAUAAUAAGCAUCUGAAACUCUUGCCUUGGUUUCGCAAGUUAUAAAUUAUUGUAUUUACCCAUUUAAACCCCGCAGAAAGAAGCUGGAUUACCAAUAAACACUGCAUCCAAUCAGAAGAAUGCGGCGUUUAUUAGAGGAUUGUAAGAAAAUAAAUUCGAUACAACUAGGCAUUCUACAUAAUGAAGACAAUUACGAUUCUGCCCCAGCAAAAAAGAGAGACUUUUGAACUAUAAACACUUUUCUGUUUUACAUAAUAUUUAAAUAUGAUUUACUGUUCCUAACCGUAAUUUUUGUGAUUUUGAAAUAAACCCCGCCCUUGAAUAAAAGACGCAUCAGAAACAAUUAAAAUUUAAUAAACGCUGUGGUGUUUAAUCGAAUCAAUACGUUAGAUAAUAAUAACUAUUAUAGUAACAACUUAAUCUAAGGUAAAGAGGAAUUCUCACCUAUAAGUCUUCAUGGCUCAUUGAGACUUCCUCGCCUUUUGAGAUUCUUUUCUUUCGAUAUGUGUAUAUUACGUGUAAUUUAAUGUUUUUCACCCCUUCAUUUAUAUGUAAAAAAGGCCGAAAAAUCAAUAAACAUCAAUAAGUACACUGGUUUGAAUCUGGGCUACAGGUCGAAUAUGUUACCAUGGUUACUUUGGCUAAGAGUAGCUCUAAAAAAGACUUUUGACCUGAUUGCAUUAUCUUCUAGGAUAGCAGGUGUGGAUGAAAUGGCUAGGAGUGGAAUGUACAUGAGUGACCUCGGAAUGUAUGAUUCAUCUCAAGAAAUGGUUCUUUCAGGAAUACAACCCUUACCACAGCUUGAAUAUGCACGUGAUCAGGUAUGAAUGAGGCCGACUUUUAAAGUUGCCUGUAAAUGCAAGCGCCUCUCAUCGCUUCCGGUCGAAGUCGCUGGAGAGCCAGGAAGAGGCGACGGGCUCUGAAAAUGUCUGAAAGCAGGAGGUGCAUGCAAUUGAACUAAUUUUGAUAUGAGCCUUAAUAAAAGACAAAUAAUUACCUGAAACAAUUUUGAGCUCCACGAGAAUGCACUUAGCACUAGAAAGCACACUCACUUGAAGUUAUGACUUCAGGAGCAGUCUUACGGGUUGUUGACGUCAAACAUGAAGAUUGCCUUCGAUUCCUUUCAGUUUACAAACCUGUUUCAUGCUGAAAUCGUUAAGAUUGGACGAAAAUUUGUCGAAAAAAGCCACUUUGAAUGACACAAAAUGUUUAACAAAUCGAUAUCACAACGCCUAGCAAAUUUACUUAAUGGCAAGGACCGGCGAAAUGGCCCAUUAGUCGAAUCAAGUCAAGGGAGUUGCCGGCCAGGCUUCUGAAAAAAAAAAAAAGAAAAGAAAAGAAAAGUGUACAAUUAUAGGAAACAAUUACGUAAGUUGGAACUGAACGGCAGAACUGAACCUGAUGCCUCAACGUGGUAAUUACACCCCUGCGGAUGAAAACUCGCCAACUUAUAGUUUGUAUGUGCCCGAGCAGCUUUAAUACCAUAUCUAGAUACAUAAAUUGACGAAAAUUUCUUUCUUUCUUUCUUUUUUUCUAAAAUCAAAGUUGUUGGAAAGAGGAAAAACACUUGAGGAGAACUUACGGAAACUAGAGGAGGAACGGCAGAGGAGCGAGCAACUGCUACAUCGCAUGAUGCCAAAAGCCGUUGCUGAUAGACUAAGAGAUGGACAGAAAGCAAUUGACACUUGUGAGGUACAGUCUGUGGUUCUUUUUUCUGUGUUUGGGUGCGGAAUUUGAUCAGUGGAACAGAUCGCAAAAUAAAGAAGUAACGUGUAUCUGUUAAUUGUAUCUGCUAUUUUUGCAAGUGAUGGUCAUCUAGCUUGCUCUAUAGUUCUACGAUGCGCUUGGUUGAUUUAAGAGAUUUCAAUAAAAGGGGCUUAUAGGGUCUUUGCAUACUGUCUAUAUAAUAGCUUGUGCACUCUGACUGCUUUUAACAUUUUCCAAUGUUAGUGUUCAAAUCGUCUUCAAUCAGAAGUACUUAUUACAGUCUUAAGUUUACUGGAAGCCUCAAUUAAUGUCCCAAUCUGUGCUGCUCCAUCAAUUGUCCCGUAGGUUCAGUACGUUAGGGAGGAGGGUAUUGAGACCUCAGGGUGUUUAUAUCAAAGCGGACAUUUUAAGAAGGCUUUCUCUUUUAGCUAUGGGCCGUUUCUGAGGCCAUAAAAGCAAUUUUAUUUUGCGGUGCGAGCACUAUUAUAACAGCAGUUUUAAAAACGUGUGUGGGAGUACCGCUGACUAUGAAACGGCUCUACACUUGAUUGAUGUUUUGAUUGUCUCCAUUUUCUUCUGCUGUCUACAAUGGAUUAUGAAUCAACACAAGCUUAAAGCCUGUUACUUUGUUAGUAUUUUGAUAGCGUCACCAUCAUGUUCAGCUACUUAGAUGCCUUUGAUCACAUUUGCUCCAAAGUUACUCCAAUGGAGGUCGUCACAUUGGUUAACAGAAUGUUUUUGACCUUUGACAAACUGAGCGAGAAACACGACGUUUACAAGGUAAAACUUUGGACGCAAAAAACUGAUUUGUACACAUUUGCUCCUUACAAAUUGGUCGAAAAAAAUGUAAAAACUGAGGAGAGUAAAUCUGGGGCAAAGAUGGUAAAUGCCACUUUUACCACAAAACAGGGGGUGUACAUGUUUAUGUGGUGUUUAACAUUUUUGCCCCAGAUUUACUCUUCAAAUUUCACAAUUUUGCGACAUAUUUGCAGGAAGCAAAUUUGUACAAAUCCAUUUUUUCGUCCAGCGAAAGGGUGUGUUCCUUAGACUUCGAAACUGCAAAAGAAGUUAUUAAGUCUUAAAAAGACAAGGUAAAAAUUACUGGAUUCUGUGCAAACUUAAAAUGAUGUACACUUUACCGAGAAUGCCAAAUUACAACUAAGCUGAACAGUGAAAGAUGAAAGUCACCGACAGGACCUUAUUUACUUGCCAUCGUCGAACUUUCAGAGAAUUUUCAUUGACAUCACUCAGUUUUAUUUCUGGCUGAUAUCAUUGGGGUUGAAAUAAUUGAAGGGCUAUAUAUACAGCUUUGCUUAUAGCUUGGUAGACCGUCUCAAUUAGCAAUGAACAUUGGAUAUUUUUUUCAAUGAUCAUUUACUUAGCACACUUUUCACAGUGCCCUAUUUUUGCCGUGAGAUCGNUGCCUUUGAUCACAUUUGCUCCAAAGUUACUCCAAUGGAGGUCGUCACAUUGGUUAACAGAAUGUUUUUGACCUUUGACAAACUGAGCGAGAAACACGACGUUUACAAGGUAAAACUUUGGACGCAAAAAACUGAUUUGUACACAUUUGCUCCUUACAAAUUGGUCGAAAAAAAUGUAAAAACUGAGGAGAGUAAAUCUGGGGCAAAGAUGGUAAAUGCCACUUUUACCACAAAACAGGGGGUGUACAUGUUUAUGUGGUGUUUAACAUUUUUGCCCCAGAUUUACUCUUCAAAUUUCACAAUUUUGCGACAUAUUUGCAGGAAGCAAAUUUGUACAAAUCCAUUUUUUCGUCCAGCGAAAGGGUGUGUUCCUUAGACUUCGAAACUGCAAAAGAAGUUAUUAAGUCUUAAAAAGACAAGGUAAAAAUUACUGGAUUCUGUGCAAACUUAAAAUGAUGUACACUUUACCGAGAAUGCCAAAUUACAACUAAGCUGAACAGUGAAAGAUGAAAGUCACCGACAGGACCUUAUUUACUUGCCAUCGUCGAACUUUCAGAGAAUUUUCAUUGACAUCACUCAGUUUUAUUUCUGGCUGAUAUCAUUGGGGUUGAAAUAAUUGAAGGGCUAUAUAUACAGCUUUGCUUAUAGCUUGGUAGACCGUCUCAAUUAGCAAUGAACAUUGGAUAUUUUUUUCAAUGAUCAUUUACUUAGCACACUUUUCACAGUGCCCUAUUUUUGCCGUGAGAUCGUAGAGAUCGAGCACUGGUAUCCCCCUGGCUAGACUCGGUACAGCUGGCCGCAAUCGUAUCAAUAACCGCUCAGUCUUGAGAUCGAUCUACUGCAAAAAGGGGACUUUGGAAAGCCCAUCAUUCACAAGAUAAUGUUUAUAAGCCAAUUAUAGACCAAGAUACUUUGGAAUUCUUUAGUUUGAGACCCUUGGAGACGCUCAAUACAUGGUAGUCAACGGUGUACCAGUAAGAAAGGACCACCAUACUGAGUCUGUGGCUGCAAUGGCUUUAGACAUUCUCCAAUCGGUAAAAGAACUGAAAGACCCUUCUACAGAGGAGCAAUUGACUGUAACUAUAGGUGAGAGAUUUGACGGAUACCACAUGCUUACUUUUGCGUAUUUAUUUUUACACUUGAUCGAGUUUCUUCUACAUUUUAAGGCUAGGCUAGGGUCUCAAACUAAAAUAAUCUUUAGCCGAUGAGAUGUGAAGCUCAUGGAGUCACACUCAGCUAAAAAGUAAGCUUUUCGAGCGUCGAUUCUUCUGUUUGGCUUAAGGAACUUUUUUUUCUUUCCAAGUGUAAUACAGCCAUAAACCAUAAUUGAAACUCGUUUGAACUCAACUAAACUGUUAGUACUAAAUACUCUGUCAUUAUGUUUGUCAGUUAAAAUAUUUUCAUGAUGUCGGUCCCCGGUAGCUCAGUCUUGCAACAUUAGAGGUACACUAAGUAAAUGUUGAGUACGAUUAGCAUGACUUCAAUUCAAUCUAAGAAAGAUUACAAGUUAUCAUUCUUACUAAAAGGAGUACCUAGAACCUUUGGUACUUUUGAUCCGUUAGUUUGUUAGAAGAAUCUUAUUUAUUGCAAGCCCGGGGGGGAUACUCGAUAUAUCCUUGGGUGGGGAGGUGCAGCCCGGUCCCUUAUACCCUGACCCUGUUUAAGACAAAAAUCGUUGAUUUUCCAACCUGUUUAAGUCGGAAUUCCGAUUUUUGAUACCCUGUUUAAGACAUUCGUAGAACAUACGCGUAGGCUGUUUAUAGUCCAAGAAAAGAUACCCUGUUUAAGACAAAAACUGAUAAAAUCGAUACCCUGAUUAAGACAAAAAAUGAUAAAAUCGAUACCCUGUUUAAGACAAAAAUUCCGAAAAACAUACCCUGGCUGGCCGCACGUCCCCAUUAAGCCCUUAUAAGGGAGUACCCCCCCCCCCGGGAUUGCAAGUGAUUAUGGCCAAGUUUCAAUUAAUUGUUGGACUACAAAGGUAAAAAACUAAUUUUCUUGCGAUGUUUCUUUAGCGUAAUUAAAUUUUAUUCUCGUUUUCUGUGUUACUUCGCAGGGAUACAUUUAGGUCCAGUGGCGGCAGGUCUUGUCGGGGAAAAGAUGCCACAAUACUGUUUAUUUGGCGACAGCGUAAACAUUGCAGCCAGACUUAGAACAACUUCGUUGGUAGGUAUUCUCAAUCUUUCAGUGACAGAAUAUAUAUACAUGUGUGCAAAGGGGGCUAUUUUGAGCUGGUAAUAUGCGGUUGGGCCAUUUAGUCCCAAGAGCCAGGCUGUCUCCAGCAAUCCUCGCGGCUUAGUAAAAUGCUCCCAGUCCCAAACCCUCAAACUUACAAACAGUGAGUCCCUGGCCGUUAUACAAACGUCAGUGAAAGUGACACCAUCUACUCAGCCUCGGUAUAUAGAUAUUUUCACUAGACCGUCGAACACCUCUGAACUAUGAAAAAUCAACAUGAUCUGGCUGUUAGGACACACUACAACGGCCAUAUCCAGCACUGUAUGUUACAUAUACACCACGAAGCCUCAAAAGCCAACCUUCAUUUCCAUGGAAAGUCAACUCGAGCUAUUCUCUUUGCUUGCACUGAUGUGUCCUUUCCUGAGACCGCGAUGACGCUUUUCAGCCUAAACGCCAUUGAAACCCAUCUAAGCACCACCCCCUUGAAACUGUGCUUAUGACCAGCCCUGGACAUGCAGUGUCUGUUUUCCACUAGCGUCUCUGGUUCUUUGGAAGCAGGUGGUAGUCAAAGACAUUGGGUGGCAGCUUGACACAGUAAAAGCAGUUACCAUGUCGAUCUCCUCCAAAGCAGAAAGACCAGCCUUCCUCGGGUCUUCACAACACACUUUUUAUUGGUAAACCGGCGGAGUGGGCUGACACCCAUUCUUAAAUAACCCUUAUCUUCACUUACUUGCAGAUGUGGAAAUAACUAUUUAUCUCUGGUCCCAGGUUAAAAGUUAUAUUUCUACGGAUAGCUCUCAAAGAAAAUAUCAACUUAGCUUUUGCCUUGAUUGUUGAGUCCUAAGCUGUGACGCUUCCAUUUCAUCUCAGUACUUAUACUUGUUUAAGUCAAAAGAUAAUGUUCCUGGCCUGCAACAACGGAGCAAUUCCAAUUAACUGACGGAUCGGACCCCUAAUUGGACAGCGCGUCGGUCUCGGUGUAUUUUCUUCAAGUGUCGUAGGAGAGCAAUCGUUAGAUCAUUGAUCAAGAUUGCAUCAAGAGCAACAUAAAAUAUUGUUAAUGUUUCAUUAUUUGGUGAACUGUGAUUUUUUUUUCAGCCCAUGAGGAUUCAUAUUAGUGAAAGCUGUAACGAGUCUUUGAGAGGGACAGAUUUUGAAACAGAGUUCCGUGGAUUGACAGAACUUAAGGUUUAGUUUCCUGCUGUACAUUGUUUAGUUGCCUCUUCUUGAUCGGUCGGGGUAGUAGAAACGUUUAACCACAAAACGCCACUGGCCGUUUUGUCUCUUUGUAACCAGGAGCCAUGAUGGUCCCAUUGUGGCUCUUGUUGUAACCCAUUUGCACAUUCGCAAAGAAGUUUCUUGAACGUUGGACUAAAGACCUUCAAUGACGAAAUUACCCAAGCAAUGUUUUGUGCAAUAAAACCUUGUCACAAUACGUAACACAAAAUUUGGUUUUUUGAACAGGGAAGAGGGAAAACGAGAACCUACUGGCUGACAGGAAGAAAAACGCACAAUCCAGCAGAAACUCCGCCUAAGGGAUCAACGGAUAAUAACAUGAAUCUAAAUAGCUCUUGA
This is a messenger RNA of Porites evermanni, 12214 nucleotides long. NCBI's taxonomy places the organism in Eukaryota, Metazoa, Cnidaria, Anthozoa, Scleractinia, Poritidae. The record is from the annotation of a GenBank genome assembly.